UCUGGCAGGCGAGGGUCGGGCGGGCUCGCCGCGAUGGAGCUGCACAUCCUCGAGCACCGGGUGCGGGUGCUGAGUCUCGCCCGCCCCGGUCUCUGGCUCUACACCCACCCGCUCAUCAAGCUGCUCUUCCUGCCCCGCCGCAGCCGGUGCAAGUUCUUCAGCCUGACGGAGACCCCCGAGGAUUACACGCUCAUGGUGGACGAGGAGGGCUUCAAAGAGCUGCCCCCAUCAGAAUUCCUGCAAGUGGCCGAAGCCACGUGGCUGGUGCUGAACGUGUCGUCCCACAGUGGGGCAGUGGUGCAGGCUGCUGGGGUCACCAAGAUCGCUCGCUCAGUCAUCACACCACUGGCCGAGCACCAUGUAUCUGUGCUGAUGCUGUCCACUUACCAGACAGACUUCAUCCUGGUGCGGGAGCAGGACCUGUCUGUGGUGAUCCACACUCUGGCCCAGGAGUUCCACAUUUACCGAGAGGUGGGCGGGGAGCCUGUGCCUGUUGCCAGGGAUGAUUCCAGCAAUGGCUUUCCCCGGACCCAGCAUGUAGGGCCCAGCCCCACUGUGCAUCCCAUCCAGAGCCCACAGAACCGAUUCUGUGUUCUCACACUGGACCCUGAGACCCUGCCAGCCAUUGCCACUACCCUCAUCGAUGUCCUCUUCUAUUCGCACAGUGCACCCAAGGAGGCAGCCCCUGGCAGUCCCGGAUCCAGCUCCAUCACAUUCUUUGCCUUUUCCCUCAUUGAGGGCUACAUCUCCAUCGUCAUGGACGCUGAGACACAAAAAAAGUUCCCCAGUGACCUCCUACUGACCAGCUCCUCCGGGGAGCUAUGGAGGAUGGUGCGCAUCGGUGGACAGCCCCUGGGCUUUGAUGAAUGUGGGAUUGUGGCCCAGAUUGCUGGCCCUCUGGCUGCGGCGGACAUUUCUGCUUACUACAUCAGCACCUUCAACUUUGACCACGCCUUGGUGCCCGAGGAUGGUAUCAGCAGCGUCAUUGAGGUGCUCCAGCGACGGCAGGAAGGCCUGGGCCCCUGAAGCCCACGGAGAAUGUCAGCUCUCCCCUUUGCCCCGAGGCUUCCAGAGACUUCUCUAAGCUAUUUCCUCAAGCUCUGGGAUGAAGCCCCCUACUCCGUCUCCUGUUCCUGCCAGGGGACCUCUUGUUCUGCUCUGUGUAUAAGCUGUGUGCAGGCACCGGCUGUCAUGUGGACAUGCGUGUCUGCCCAGGCAGGGGAACAUGGUGCUCGGGCUUCCUGCCAGGAAGCCCCCAACCCAUCACUCCCUGCACGGCCUGGGCGUUUGCACAUUCCCUGCCCAAGGUCGGAGCAACCCCUCCCCCCCACCCCCCAGCAUCCUGGGCCAGCUGCCUUCUGGACAGGCCCAGAUCUCCGUUCUGCCUCUGGCUGGGGUGCCUUUCCUGGCCAGGUGGGUUCUGACAGUGCCUUCCCCCCGGGGCCUCCAAGAAGAAUGUUUCUACAUCUCUCCCUUUUUUAUUGACUUAUUAAAGAGCUUGUAGUGAUGGGGCUGGACUGUGGUACCUGGGGAUUGUCUGUGCCUUGGCUACGACUGCUCUGCUGCUCCUCAGGACCCCUCUGUCUGAUGUUCUGGGUUCUCCCUGUCUCGCUGGCUUGAGGCUGGGGUAUUACCUCACUCAGUUCUUACUUCAGGGAAACUGCCACUGUUGACCAUGCGAGGAAUUAAAACUUUGAGAAUUGAAGUGACUUAGCCAAGGUCAUGUGAUUCUCAUCUCGGUCUUCCUGGCUCUGAAGCCCAUGAUCAUCUUCAUUCCUUACUGUUUCCAGAAUGGCCCAGAAGAUUCUCAAUAUGGAGACUUCCAGACCCUCCUGCCUGGGGGUCCCCGGGCCUUCCCGGCCACCUGAGGUCUGGCUAACUUGUUUCAAAAUCCCCUCUAGGAGGGCCCCAAAGUCGCUCUCCUCUAGGCUAUCCCUGCUUUCCGUUGGACCACACCUUCAUUCUGGCUGUCCCUCAGGGGAGUCCCUGCUGCUCUGCUCGAUCAGCCCAGGUCUUGCCACCAGGACGCUCCUGAGCAGAGGUAGGAGAAGCAGCAGAGUGGAGACCCGGGAGUCUGUUCACUGGGCUUCUCCUGGCCAGGAGAAUAGGACGCGUCUGGAAGCCUCAUGGGGCCCUUUGUGCCCUUCAUGGCUGCUCGCCUGGACUAGAGGCUCAGCACAUCGGGGCCUGGUUUUUCCUGUUAUGGAGGGGCUGCCUCCCCACUCCAUGAGCCUGGGAUUCCGCUGAGGCCCGAUGGUGCCCCACAGAUGCGCCAAGAAGGUUAUCAGGUGCCCUCAGCCCAGACACGCCCUCACUCAGGAAGAGAAGAAGGGUGUGACUUCGGCGUACUCAGCGGUCGAGGUGCCUCCCCAGAAAAGUCAGAACAAGGGCCAGGCAUCUGGCAGUGCGCCCACCCUGCCCCUGGGAACCUGAGGGCGUCAGAUCAGAGGAACAGAGAGCGAUGCCCGGCUUGGUGAGUGAGCAGUUGGGGACCCUGGGCCAGUCCCUUCCCCUUGGCCUCAGUUUCCCCGUGUGCAUGGAGACCUAGACGCCAGCUCCUUCAGGACCCUGUGCCUUGGCCCUGGCAGGGGCCAUUUCUUUAGUAGUUUGUCUUACAAGGGGGAGUCCUGGCUCCUGUGCCUGGAGGACCUCCUCUCAGCCCUGACUUGAGACAUGUCCUAGGCUUGAGGUGAGGACUCUAGAACCCAAAUUAUUGGGGUGUCUGACCUGCAGCCAGAGAGCUUCUGGGGUUGGUGUGGGGGGAGGUUUCUGUCCACCUGCGUGUG
Molecule: messenger RNA, 2786 nt
Organism: Talpa occidentalis (Iberian mole)
Lineage: Eukaryota; Metazoa; Chordata; Mammalia; Eulipotyphla; Talpidae
Gene: CASTOR1
Product: cytosolic arginine sensor for mTORC1 subunit 1
Exons: 9
Coding region: 34-1026 (330 amino acids)
Biological process (GO): cellular response to L-arginine; negative regulation of TORC1 signaling
Cellular component (GO): cytosol
Molecular function (GO): arginine binding
Source: RefSeq, a predicted model, not a curated record